Messenger RNA from Paramecium octaurelia, 392 nucleotides. The record is from the annotation of a GenBank genome assembly. NCBI's taxonomy places the organism in Eukaryota, Ciliophora, Oligohymenophorea, Peniculida, Parameciidae.
AAUGAGUGAUCAAUCUUAAUACUUGAAUAAAAGUGUCAAAGUGGUUUGUUCAGACAACAGAGUCAUCUAUGGAGUGCUUUCAUGCAUCUCCUCACCUUUUUCUAUCAUACUCUAACACUCUGUUGCCACUCACCCAUCACCUUUGGAUCUAGAUAUAGAAUUUCACUACACUCCCUAAUUCCCAGCCAAAUACUUUACAAAUGAUGAAUCAAUUAGAGAAGCCUAUAACAAUUACAAUAAAGCCACUGAAGAAACAAAAUAAGAAUUAUAAGCAAAGGUAGAUGAGGCCAAGGCAUUCAAUGAUCAAUUUAUGAAAGACAAAUACUAUGUUGGCAGCGUCGUCAUACCUGGAGAACACAUACAAAAUGUCAUAUUAAUCUAAUGACCCAAAC